This is a messenger RNA of Guyanagaster necrorhizus, 333 nucleotides long. RefSeq lists its product as uncharacterized. The record is from RefSeq and is a predicted model, not a curated record. Gene Ontology annotation, cellular component: respiratory chain complex I. Lineage: Eukaryota; Fungi; Basidiomycota; Agaricomycetes; Agaricales; Physalacriaceae. Gene Ontology annotation, biological process: mitochondrial electron transport, NADH to ubiquinone. The coding region runs from base 1 to 333 and encodes 110 amino acids. The transcript is spliced from 5 exons.
AUGUCCUCCUCUACCUUCUCAUCCGCCCACAGGCUCUAUGUCAAGUCGCUCUACAAACGAUACCUGAAAAACGAGCUCGAUUGGACAGUCACCAGGAGUAUUUGGCGGGCCAAGGCCCUUUUGAUUAGAGCAGAGUUCGAGAAAAACCGUAAUGUGCAUGAUCCUCGAGCACUGGCCGUAAUUUUGGAGAGAGCAGAGGCGGAACUGGCAGCGAAAAAGCACCCUGACCCAUACAUUAGUCCUCUAUUCCCUAAUGGUACCAAAUGGGAACGAAACACUCCCCCUCCUAUGGGUCCUCUAUACGAUCAUGAAUCGGCCGAAGCUGCCCACUAG